Canis lupus familiaris (dog) is the source of this 5171-nucleotide messenger RNA. RefSeq names its product aminoadipate-semialdehyde dehydrogenase (gene AASDH). The record is from RefSeq and is a predicted model, not a curated record. Lineage: Eukaryota; Metazoa; Chordata; Mammalia; Carnivora; Canidae. Gene Ontology annotation, molecular function: protein binding. The coding region runs from base 231 to 3515 and encodes 1094 amino acids. Gene Ontology annotation, biological process: amino acid activation for nonribosomal peptide biosynthetic process. The transcript has 15 exons.
GUGUGUGUGUGUGUGGAGAGAUCCCGGGGUCGGGCUGCUGGACGGUCCAGACGGGCUCAGGCUUCUGCCGCGACCCUCACGCCUUCCGAGUGAGUCUCGCGGGAGGCGGUAUCCCGCGGCGGCCUGUGUGAGGGAGGUGAAGGAGGGUGAGGCCUCGGGGCCACCGCCACCGCCUCGCCUCCGAGGUAGAGUUCUCUGCUACCAAUGAUGUUUAGAGAAACUUCAGUGAAAUGACUCUUCAGGAAUUGGUGCAUCAGGCUGCCUCCAUUUAUUCAGAUAAAAUAGCUGUAUGUUUUGAUGAGUGUAACAACCAGCCUCCAGUUUAUUACACCUAUAAGACUGUGGUGAAUGCUGCUUCAGAAUUAUCAAAUUUUCUACUCCUACACUGUGACUUUCAAGAAAUUCAGGAAGUUGGUCUCUACUGCCAUCCCGGAAUAAACUUACCCUCUUGGAUUUUAGGAAUUCUCCAAGUCCCUGCUGCUUAUGCUCCUAUUGAUCCAGAUUCACCACCAGCAUUAUCAACUCAUUUCAUGAAAAAAUGUAAUCUAAGUUAUAUUCUUGUUGAAAAACAGCAAAUUAAUAAAUUCAAAUCUUCCUAUGAAACAUUAUUGAAUUAUGAUACACCUAAGGAAUAUAAUGACCUAGUACUCUUCAGACUUCACUGGAAAAAUGCUGAAGCGAGCUUGAUGCUAAAUGACAGAAAACAGAAUUAUGAAAAAGAGAAAAUGGCAAACAGCACAAAUUCUGAGAACAGCAAUGCAGAAAAGACAGAAGAGCGUAUGGAUGUGAGGCAAAAGAAUUGCUUGGCAUAUGUUCUCCAUACAUCAGGCACUACAGGGAUCCCUAAGAUUGUCAGAGUCCCUCAUGCAUGUAUAGUGCCAAACAUCCAACAUUUUCGGGUACUUUUCGAGAUCACACAGGAAGAUGUUUUGUUUCUGGCUUCACCUCUGACCUUUGAUCCUUCCGUUGUGGAAAUAUUUGUUGCUCUAUCAAGUGGUGCCUGUCUGCUAAUUGUACCAACAUCUGUCAAAAUGCUUCCAUCAAAAUUAGCUGCUGUUCUCUUUUCCCAUCACAGAGUAACUAUUUUGCAGGCAACACCAACAUUGCUUAGAAGAUUUGGAUCUCAGCUUAUCAAGUCAACCGUUUUAUCAGCCAGUACUUCUCUUCGAGUAUUAGCCCUUGGUGGUGAAGCAUUUCCAUCAUUGACUGUUCUCAAAAGCUGGAGAGGAGUAGACAAUAAAACACAAAUAUUUAAUGUAUAUGGUAUCACAGAGGUAUCAAGUUGGGCAACUUUUCACAGGAUUCCAGAGAAGUUUCUUAAUUCUACUUUGAAAUGUGAAUUGCCUGUACCCCUGGGAUUUCCACUGCUUGGAACAGUAGUUGAAGUCAGAGAUACUGAUGGAUUCACAAUUCAAGAAGGCCAUGGCCAAGUAUUUUUAGGUGGCAGAAAUAGAGUAUGUUUUCUUGAUGAUGAAAUGACAGUACCACUUGGCACAAUGCGAGCCACAGGAGACUUGGUGAUGGUGAAAGAUGGAGAGAUGUUUUUCUUGGGACGAAAGGACAGUCAAAUAAAACGACAUGGCAAACGUCUUAACAUUGAACUUGUGCAACAGGUUGCUGAAGGACUUCAGCAAGUGGAGUCUUGUGCAGUUACAUGGUAUAAUCAGGAAAAAUUAAUUCUGUUCAUGGUGUCCAAAAAUGACUUAGUAAAGGAAUACAUCUUUAAAGAACUGCAGAAACAUCUUCCAAGUCAUGCAAUCCCAGAUGAACUGGUGUUGAUUGAUUCUCUACCAUUUACAUCUCAUGGCAAAAUUGAUGUUUCAGAGUUAAACAAGAUAUAUUUAAACUUGAAGCCUGAGUGCAAACUCAAUGGAAAAGAGGAACUUUGGGAAAAAUUACAGUAUUUGUGGAAGUCUAUUCUGAAUCUCUCCGAAGAUCCUUUGAAGGUUUCUGACGAGUCACUCUUCUUAAAUAGUGGUGGAGAUUCCUUAAAGUCCAUACGGCUCCUCAAUGAGAUUGAAAAACUAGUUGGCACAUCAGUACCUGGGCUUCUGGAAAUUAUUCUUAGCAGUUCCAUUUUAGAGAUUUACAAUCAUGUCCUUCAAACAGUGUUUCCAGAUGAAGAUCUGGUAUUUAGCAAGAAUUAUGCCACAAAAAGAAAAUUCAGCGACAUUUAUCAAGAAGAAACCAGUGGAAAAUCUUUACAUCAGAAAUCUGUCAUGACUUUAAACUAUGACAAUGAGCUAACUGCUUUUACUACAGUGAGCAGAGGGAGUCAGAUUUUGUCACUGAACAGUAAGUUUUUAACUAAGUUAGGACUUUGCUCUUCAGCCCAAUCUUCUGAUUUAAUUUCACAGACUAAUAUUCAAAAUGUGAAAAGCUUAAAUCCUCCAGCUCUUAUUGGGAAGUCAAAAGAUCCAUCCUGUACUGCAAAAGUUUCUGAAGAGGGAACAUAUGGGACAGCAGCCAAGAAAAUGGAGCUACAUGUGAGGUGGAGGUCAGACACAGGCAAAUGUGUGGAUGCUUCACCUCUAGUUGUAAUCCCAGCUGUUGAUGAGUCGUCUGCAACUGUGUACAUUGGCUCCCAUUCUCAUAGAAUGAUGGCACUUGACCUUUACUCUGGGAAGGUGAAAUGGGAACAGAUUUUGGAAGAUCGAAUUGAAUCUUCAGCGUGUAUAUCUAAGUGUGGAAACUUUAUUGUAGUGGGCUGUUAUAAUGGAUUAGUUUAUGUUCUGAAAAGUAAUAGUGGAGAAAAAUACUGGAUGUUUAGUACUGAGGAUGCUGUCAAAAGCUCAGCAACCAUGGAUCCAACCACAGGACUCCUUUACAUUGGAUCUCAUGACCAGCAUUCAUAUGCUUUGGAUAUUUAUAAAAAGAAGUGUGUUUGGAAGUCACAAUGUGGAGGAACUGUCUUUUCUUCCCCUUGUUUGAGCCUGAUUCCACAUCAUUUAUAUGUGGCUACACUGGGAGGACUGUUACUGGCUAUAAAUCCUGCCACUGGGAACAGAGUUUGGAAACAUUCCUGUGGAAAACCCCUCUUUUCUUCUCCACGGUGUUGCCUACAGUAUGUUUGUAUUGGCUGCGUGGAUGGGAACCUACUCUGCUUUACCCACUCUGGAGAACAGGUUUGGCAGUUCUCUACCAGCGAACCAAUCUUUUCAUCCCCAUGUACCUCAGCAUCAGAGCAAGAAAUAUUUUUUGGUUCCCAUGAUUGCUUUAUCUACUGUUGUAAUAUGAAAGGUCACCUCCAGUGGAAAUUUGAAACUACUUCACAGGUGUAUGCAACACCAUUUGCUUUCCAUUACCAAGAAGGUGGUGAUGAAAUGUUGCUGGCAGCAGCAUCUACUGAUGGGAAACUGUGGAUCUUGGAAUCUAAGAGUGGACGAUUGCAAAGUGUGUAUGAACUUCCUGGGGAAGUUUUCUCUUCUCCUGUGGUCUGGGAAUCAAUGCUUAUUAUUGGAUGUAGAAAUAAUUAUGUUUAUUGUCUGGAUUUAUUGGGUGGCUAUCAAAUAUAAUCAAGUUCAGUCCUUAUUAGGUUAUCUGAGAUGUCUGAAAAUAUCAUUAUAGAGCAUUUGGAUAGUCUUUUUUAUACGAAAGAUUAUAUUUUGCCUAAGAAACUUGUUUAUUACACUUUAUUGGAGAAUGAUCAUAUUUUACUUUCUGUAGGAGCAACAAAUGCUUUUUUUUUUAACAAAUGCUUUUAAGAGGAAUUAUAGAACAAAAACAUCAAUUUAUUUAGUUGUACUUUCUUUUAAUUAGGCUACAGAUAUUCUACUUUGAGUUUUUUUCUUUUUUUAAUAGACUUCUGUGAAAAAGAUAUCAGAAUACACUUGGGGGUUAAAAACUUAGUUUAUGAUGUUAUGUACCAUUUCUUUAUUUUUUUAAAGAUUUUAUUUAUUUAUUCAUGAGAGAGACAGAAAGAGACAGAGACACAGGCAGAGGGAGAAGCAGGCUCCAUUCAGGGAACCUGAUGGUGGGACUCGAUCUUGGGACUCCAGGACCAUGCCCUGAGCUGAAGGCAGAUGUGCUUAACCACUGAGCCACCCAGGUGUCCCAUCAUUUACUUCUUUACAGUGAGAUUCAUAACAAAGGGUUUUCAAAGGAUCUUUUUAUCAAAUUAGGUUUCUUAUUUAGUAUUUUUAAAUGAACAAAACACCAAUAUUGAAUUCUAUCUAUAUAUAUCGCUUCUAUAGUAGAGUUUGAAGUUGAUUUACCCUCUUUUUUUCAAUUUUUGAUUUAUAAACCUUGAUGAAUAUUUUUUAUCUAUAUUUCUCAAUUUACUGGACUUCGUGGUUGUAUGUCUUUUGUUCAUUGGCUUGGUGGUAGGAAACAACAGAAACCAGGAAGGAAAAAAAAGUCUAUAUACUUGGAAGUAUCCUAUUUCUCAGAAUGUGUAUAUAUGGUUUUGGGCUAGAGCUGCUCCUCCAGUCCCAUAGCACUUUGCAUCAACCUGCAUUUGCCUGGCAUGAAGUUGCCCCCAGUGAACUACCAUCUCCCCCCGGUAGUCAUGCCCUUUAUGCAUUCUCCUCCUCUGGUACCUGAGCUUAGUCCAUGAUUUACCUUAACCAGUAGAAUGUAGUGGAGGUGACAUGAAUGUUGCUUCUGAGCCCCAGGCUUUAGGAAGGCCUGGCAGCGUCUGCUUUCAUGCGAUCCCAGACAUAGAGUCUGGCGGCCAGAUGGAGAGGCCAUGUGGUAAGGGAGUGGCCCUGACACUACACUAAAAAAACUGAGGAGGCCAGAUAACAGGGACAGGUGAAACCCAGACAUUUGGCUCCCAGUAUUCCAGCCCACCCCAGCUGUUCAGGCUAUCCUGGUACCAUUUAAUUUCUCACCCACAGAGUCCUAAGAAAUAAUAAAAAUGGCAGUCAUUUUAAGCCACUAAAUUUUAGGGUAGUAUGUUAAGGAAGUAAGUUUUAGGUAGUAGUAGUAGAGAUCAUGACCUGAGCCGAAGGUAGAUGCUUGACCAACUGAACCACCCAGGCACCCCAAAGCUUUAGCCACUAGUAGUACUAAUAACUACUAUUUAGGGCAUAUUACACCCCAGACACUCAUGCUAAAGCACAAGUAACAAAAAUGUAUCCUAAUGCUUACCUGCCCUUUAUCUCUACAGUCAACUGUGGUAUCAAUUUCAUUUGUUCAUUUAUGCCUCAAAUAAAGUCCCAAAUAUCAAA